AUGUUGAGUGAAACAUGUGCACAUUUUUCAGAUGUCAACAAGAAUGAUGAUCACGUUGAUGUCAAUCAAGUGGAUUACAUACCUUCCAUUGAAAAGUUAACAAAAACGUGCAAUUAUUCUAUUGAAAUAGCUUUGAUUCGUGUAGAACUUUGGAUUAGAUCACGUUUAAAGCAAUGGAUCAACCACCUUUCCGAAUCAGUAAAUGGAACAAAUCGAUUUGAAAUUUUAUUAUGUUUCUAUGAGGAAUAUCAGAGUAUAGCCUUAAAUCAUUAUUGGUCCGAAAAGGGUCUAACAGAUCCGAUAGGUUAUAGUCGAUUUAUAUUAACAGCUUUGACGAUUAUACGUUCUAUGCAUCAAAAAUUAUGUAAUGAUUCAAGAUUUGAACGACUGAAAUUACAUUCUAUUGAUAUUCCCAAUCUUAUGAAGCUGUUCGAAUUUUUUAUUUUACCAAAUCGUGAAGAUAUGAUUGAAACGCGUGAUCUUUACAAUUAUUUUCAUCAAUUCAAUAAUAAAUUAUAUCCGGAUCUUUUGACAAAUAUACAUUGUUUUAAUGCAUUUGGUGUAUAUUAUGCUGGUCAAUCGUCAGCGAUGAAUGAGAGUAUACAGGAAAUUAGAGUUCAGAUUGAACAAGACAAGCAAAACAAAAUAGACGAAGUGAACAAAAAGAAGCAAAGAUAUAUGGAACUAAUAACUAUAGUAAAUACUGAUUCUUGCGAAUGUAAUGUCCACGGUCAAAAUAAUCGAUGUCAUCGAUGUGAAAUUCAAACAGAAGCUAACAACAUUAAAGCAGAAAUCUAUGAAUGUCCAUUACCAUCCAGUCUGGAAGGUACAUUAGCCGUUAUUUUUGAAUUACAAAUGCCAAUUGAAAUCCGAUGUUAUAGAGAUAUUCUCUGGCAGUUUGUUAAUCGUCCUAAUCCAAAUCUAAAAAAUGAUAUGUAUGAAUGGUUAAGUGAUCGUGUUCCUUACCAUAAUAAAAUAUUAAGACCGUACUAUACUGGUUCUCAUGACUAUAAAGUAAAAUUAGUGUCGUCGACAAAAUCCAUGAAGCAAAGUCACUAUUCUACUCUACCAAUUGCAUCUGCAUCUGUCGAAGACUUUUUAUUUGAAAAUGGUUUGAAAGUGCAAAUUUCUCCAAUAAAACCAAUUAAAUUUGAGAAUGAAUGCCAUAUAUUAACAACUCAACUUGAUCAUCCAGAUUACAAACAGUUACAAUUCACUAUUGAGAGUACACAGUUCGUACAAAAUCGUGUUAUUGCUCAACUAUCCGAUUGUCCAUUACAAAUGAAUCCAAUGCAGUUUGUGGAAUUUGGUUCAUUUCGAUCAGGUGAUCGUUUACAAUGGUGGAACCUAUUGAUGAUUUUUGAAAUGAAUUCUUUACCUAUUGCUGAAGAAAGUGUAGCAAUAUUAAUUAUACAUUCUAUGUUACAAUAUGGACCAUUAACUGCCGACACUGAUGAUUUAUCUCAUCACUGGUGUUCAAAUUCACAUGAACAACUAUUGCAAGAUUAUUUUGUUGAUGAAUUGAUUUCGAGAUUAGAUCAUCAUUUGGAUGAGUGUAAAUUAAAUUGGCAAAAUGAAUUAGUAUUACUGGUUAUCACGAUGAUUACUAUGAGAGUAUUUACAAUUUGUAAUUCAACAAAAAUCAAUAAAGUCGCUGAUUUGGCACUAAAAUGUCGUCGAAUUGGUAUACAAUGGAUUAAUCUCAUUUCAAAAAGUAUUCAAACUAUAUCUUCAUCAGUUUUUGACGAGAUAGAAAAUCUUCGUCUUAAGAUGAUCAAUAUUGGUAUUUCGUGUCUCUUAACCUUUUCAACUCAUCAUGGUCGAAUCAAACAUUUAUUAUCAUCCAAUGAACAUAUCAUAUCAUUACUCAAAGCAGCAACAACUAUUCACGAUAAUAUUAUUUUAAGUAAUAAUCAGUCAAAGAUGAGUAUUUUCAUGAGAAAUAUAAUGAGAUUUAGUGAACAUGUUCUAGUAAUGAUACAGCCAACCGUUGCCAGAGUUCUCAAACAAACAUCAUAUCAAAGUUUAAAUGAAUUUACAGCAAUCUAUUGGUCAGUCAUCAAAAGCGGACAUACGAUGAAAGAACAAUGGAAGAAACGAAAAAUGGAUAUCUACGAUGGAUGGUACGAUUGUUGCUAUGAAUCAAAGUGCAUAUCAAUAGAUUGUAUUAAAGGAAAUUUUUUAAUCAAUAAUAUGGGCAUAGGUUUUUUACAUGAAAAAAUUACCUCUAAUGAAUUAUUUGUACGUGUAUUUGGUAAUCAGAUUUUUGAAGUUCAAGCAGUCGAUCUAUCGAAUACUUAUAUUACUAAAUACUUGUAUCAUGGUGCUGAAAGAGUUCAAUAUGAAUUUCAUUUAAAUGAUGAAACAAAAUGUUUGACAAUUACAGAACGACAUAUACGAACCAAAAAAGUGUUUCAAUUGAUUCCUCAUAAUUGUUUUGAAACAGAGCUACCAGAUGCUUUUGUUUCCAAUUACAGUCAUUGGUGGAAUCCAAAAGAUCAGAAAAUUGAAUUUCGAUCGGUUCAUUUUAAAGAUCCAGAAUUUUUAAAUGACAAAUCCUAUGUGCUAUCAUUAAAAACAGGAUACCUUAUGUCUGCUAAAGUAAAGGAUACGCAAACUUUAGUUAAUCAAUCAUCAACAUUCUUUCACAAUUUAUUUAACUGGUAUUUCAUUCGUCUUGAUGAUGCGCCUUAUGUCUAUAUGAUGAAAGAAAAUUCAGCUUGGAAGAACAAUAUCAUUCACAUUCAUUUAUCUCGUUUAGGAAUUGCUUUUCAAUACGAUGCUAGAAAUAAAAUCAUUACAUCUCGUGAAUAUUCAAACAUGUGUAUCGACCAAAAUCAAUGGUUAGGUACAUUAACGGGAUUGAAGUCUGGCCUUGUUCUAUCACCAUCAUUCGUAAACAAUCAGAGAGUCACACAUUAUCUAUAUCGAAAAUUGAUCGUACCGUUCGGAGAAAUUCAUAGCACAGAGACUUCGUACACUGACUAUCAAACCAUUACGAUACAACGACCACCAUCGAUGUCAUUUUCUCAUCAAUAUUUUGUAUUUAUUAUGAACGAUCGAUUAAAAAUUCUUCAAUCAACCGAUAGUCCAACUGGUUGGCUUUAUUUAGCAUUGUUACAUGCGAUGACUUCUCAUCCCUUGCCUGAUCAAUAUACUCAAAUGACUGGAAUGGAGCGUGCCUUUCAACUAUUAAAAUUAGCUGGUUGUUGGUCAGAUCAACCUUUCGAUACUCUUUGUCUAAAUAUUCUAGCUCAAAUUGCCGCUAUUUCGCCAAGAGUAAAUUAUUAUCCCGAAAAUCUCACUUGUAUGGUAAAAAUUGACUGGAAUUCGAAUGGUAUACCUUAUUCAAUGCAACAUUUUGGUUAUUAUUUGAUAGCAAAAAAACUAAUCGAUACUAGUCAACAAAUGUAUUUUAUGUAUCCAUCGUUUAUCCGCAAUGAAAUACCAGAAAUAUUCGUAGGAACAUCAUACAAUGAAAGAUUGUUAACAAAACUAUAUUGGGAUUAUCGUGAUUCAUACAAUCCUCUGGCUCGAUUAUCAGCAGAAAUGAAUACCGAUAUCUUGCGUGCUAGUUCAGUAAGUUUGUAUCGUCCAACAUGGAAGCAUUGUUCUCAUGCGAUUAACGACAGUACGGUUUGUCUUGUCAACGAUUUGUAUGCUAAUGGUAAUGUAAAUCUUAUAGACUGUUCACAACAGCAUUGGUUACCAUUAUCUAAAUGGCUGGCAAAUGAUCAUCAGUUGAAAAAUAUAUGGAUUGGUUUAUUAAAAUUAGCUAAUUGUAUCACGACAUCAACAAAUGGAAAUAACAAAGAUGAAAGAGAACGAUUUGAAAAGUUGAUAGACUUUCUUCAUUACAUUUUUGACGAACAUUGGGAUAAUUCGUUUUAUUUGGAAAUGCUUAGAACAACGUUGAAAAUGCCUACGACAAUGUCGACAUUUGCCACAUAUCCUUCAUUUAUUAAAUAUAUUAACAUCGAAGAAACUUCAUUUAUAAAGGAACGUAUCAAGUUACCACGUAAAUAUGAACUAAACAAACGAAAUCAAAUUCUAGCACAAAUCGAAAAUUGUUUCUCCCGCGGUUCAAAUUAUGAAAACAACAGCAAAAAACGGAAAAAGUCUACUGAAGUAACUCAAAUCAAUCAGUUAUUAACAUCAUGGCAUAAUAACAGAAAACUUCGUUCGUUUUUAGAAUUCACUCAAAAUCAAUUCUGUUCUAUUACAACAGAACAGUUUCCUAUCAAAUUAUCAUAUUCUCCUCAACAAUUUACAAUUGAAUCAAUUGAAGAUCAUCAUCAAAUACAAGUUAAACCCACAGAUAUAUUAAUCGAUCAAGAACUCUUACAAAUUGCUGACGAAAAAUUUCAUCGUUCUUAUUCACAUCACUUCAAAGAACAACUAGUAACUUUUUCAACAGUUAAUCGACAAAAUGAAUUUCCACAGGAGAUUUUUUCUUCUGCCAAUGAUCAGGAUAGUCCGUUUAGUAAUAUUUCGAAUUAUUUUAAAAAUCAAUUAGCUGAAAGUUGGAGUAAACUUUCGUUAAACGAACAAACAGAAAUAGAAGAUCCUCUAAUUGAAGAAAUUAUUGAACUUCACAAUUCUUUUCAACAAAAAUCUCGAAAACUUUGGAAUGAAUUAGUAGAAUCUAUUAUGAUACCUACUGAACAACUAUUCAAAACAGGUUUGAUCUCACGAAUUACACCUACAACUCUCAUUUCUUACUUCCAACAAAAAAUAACAACACUUGAUGUAACCACUGCUCAACCAACAUUACUAGGUGGUAUUCUUGUCUAUUGGACAUUAGAACAACAACUAGAGAGAGCUUUGCAUUUUGCUAUUCAUAACAAAUGGGAAGAUUUCACUAAAGAAAUAUCAAAUACACCCCAUUCAAAUUGGAUACCAUCUGAACAUGUUUCAUGGCUAAUCUUAGAACUAGAAAUGAAUAUAACUAUUCGAGCAAUUCAGAUAAACGUAGCACGUCAUCUGAUGGAACCCAAAAUGACUAGCAAAGAUGAUACUAAAAUGAAAACUAUAGUAAUGCAAAUGAAUAUGGGCGAAGGAAAAACAUCCGUCAUUCUGCCUAUGUUAGCACUUAGUCUAUGUUCAUCUCCUUCAUGUCUAGUUCGUAUUAUAGUACUGAAAUCAUUAUUUUCAAUGAAUUAUCAAUCAUUAAGAUCUAAAUUAGGUGGUUUAUUGAAUCGACGUGUUUUUCCAUUUUUAUGUCGUCGGGAUAUAAAUUUUACCGAACGACGACUAGAUCAAAUUUCCAUUCGUCUUGCUCAAGCUAUACGUAAUUGUGAUAUCAUACUAACAUCACCAGAAGAUAUUCUAUCAUUUGAAUUACUAACUAUUGAUAAAUGUCGACGACAUGAAUUUCGUAUCGCUCGUUCUAUGUUAACACUUCAACGCUUAUUGAAAAACUAUACUCGUGAUGUAUUGGAUGAAUCCGAUGAAAUUUUACAUGUUAAAUAUCAAUUGAUUUAUACAGUCGGUGAUCAACAACAAGUCGAUGGAGGUGCAGAAAGAUGGUUAAUGAUUCAAACAAUACUUGAUUUAGUUAAAAAAUAUGCUGCAGAUAUUUCAACAAAUUUUCCUAAAGAAGUAUGUUAUCAAUCAUCUGAACGAAAAAGUAGUUUUCCACAAUUUCGUUUACACUCAGAUAAACCGUUCUCAUUACUAGCCAAAAAGAUUACUAAUGAUUGGAUCAACAAUGGAAAUUAUCGACAUGUAGAUAAACAAAUAAUCUUGUCGUUCAUCCUAGAAAGAAAUUCAUCAGUUGACGAUCUAGUUAAGAAAUUUACAUUUCAUGAUAUUCAAUUAUUUCUCAUCAUGCGUGGUUUAUUCUCAUCAGAAGUGUUGUUAGUUGCUUUAAAACAACGAUAUCGAGUUAAUUAUGGUAUUAAUACAGAUCCAUAUUUUAAUCGUUUAAUGUCUGUACCAUUUCGUGCAAAGGAUGUUGUUGCUGACAGAACAGAAUUUGGUCAUCCUGAUGUUGCAUUCGUAUUAACACAACUCUCCUAUUAUUAUUCUGGUUUAAAUGAUCAACAAUUGAUUCAAUGUUUUAAUCGUCUAAAUAACGAAGAAACUGAUCCGAUAUCAAUUUACCAUCAAUGGCUUUCAUACGACGAUGAUUAUGAUAUACCGACUAGCAUUCGACAAUGGAAAGGAGUUAAUUUAAAAGAUUAUCAACAAAGAAUUCAAGAUCUCUUUCCAACAUUUCGAUACAAUAUGUUAGUUAUUAAUUAUUUUCUAAAUUAUUUUGUAUAUCCUCGAGAAGCAAAACAAUUUCGACAUAAAUUAAUUUCAUCACCAUGGGAUUUAUCUUCACCGGAUCGAUCAAAACUUAUAACUGGUUUUAGUGGAACGAAUGAUACACAAUUGCUACUUCCUACUCAUAUUCGUCAAUAUAAUUUGCCUGAACUUCAGAAAACUGAUGCUAUUGUUGUUAAUAAUUUAUUACAACCUGAAAAUGAACAUUAUCAAUCAUUACCAAUGAAUGCUAGUUCAAACGAAAUUUUACAUCAAAUUAUAAAUUACAAAGACACGAUUAACGUUAUUUUAGAUGUUGGAGCAUUGUUCAUUGAUAAAACAAAUCAAGAUAUUGCUAUUCAAUGGUUAAAUUUAUCCGAUAAGAAUACUGUUGAUUAUGUUGUUUAUUUUGAUUCUGAUUCAGUAUUUGUUUGUAAUCGUCAAUACCAUCAUCAUCGUUUUGAAACAUCUCCAGCAAGUGAACGAUUAGAUCAUUGUAUUUUUUAUAUAGAUGAAAUUCACACACGAGGAACGGAUUUUAAAUUUCCAUGUAAAUUUAAAGCUGCUGUAACACUUGGAAACGGUUUAACAAAAGAUCGUUUUGUUCAAGCAUGUAUGCGAAUGAGAAAAUUAGGAAAUGGUCAUUCAUUGACAUUUUGGAGUUCAUAUGAAGUACAUCAACAGAUUAUAACAUCAAGAACAUAUUCAUUCGAUCAAAAUCAAGAAGAAGGAAAUGUUCCUCAUCUCAUUGAUAUUCUUCGUUGGGUAUAUAGUAAUACGAUCCAAUCGACUUGGGAAGGAUUACAACAUUGGGCGAUACAAAGUUUAAGUUUUCAACGAAAACUAAAUGCAUUUUGGAUUAUUAAUUGGAAAAAUCAACAACAAUUGUUUACAGAUAUAAUGAUAAAAGACUUAGCUAGAGAAUGUUUAGAAUCGGAAAUGAUCAAAUUAAUACAAAUGUACGGUACAUCUAAAGUAUCACAAACAAUAGAGAAAAUUUAUUUGGCUCAUUAUCAACAAUGUAAACAUCAUUUGUCAUCAGAAAUUCAUUAUGCUGUAUUAAAACGAUUGCAAGAUUAUGGUGGAUCAAAACAAUGUCUAUCACAAUUGUUAGAUGUAGAACAACAACGAGAAUUUGAACAAGAACUUGAACAAGAAUUAGAAGAAGAACGACAAUUGACACGUCCUGUACAUGCCACGCCAUGUGAACCUAAGCUACACAAUGAAAUUAAGAAAUUAUGCGAUAUGGAUAGAACUAUGUUGAAUUUAGCACAGUUUCCUGAUGUAUUUCAGCAUUUACCAGAAGCCUUCAAGAACACCACAUUUGCGAAUGAAUGUCAACCAGAUGCAUGGCAGCGAAACUUCUGGAUAUCGACGGAAUUUCAACAAGUAGUUCAGACUCAAGGAGAAUCAUUAGAUCUCUUUCUACGUCCUCCACGAUGGAUUGUAGUUUAUCGAAAUCAACAUAUUAUAUUUGUCAGUGCUUUUGAAGCUAAUUGGUUAAUUAGACAUUUGCAAUCUAGUAUAUCAUCGAUCACUACAUUACGUUUGCUGUUACCUCGUACGAAACGAGGUCAAUCAAUCUUUGUCAAUACUCCUAGACUAACAAUUCCUCCGUCGAUUGCAUCGUCUGAGAGUACUGCCAUGUAUGUUAUACCAAUAAAACAGUUAGUCCAAUUAUUUAUCUUUAAUGGUACUCUUUACUUUGAAACAGUUGUUGAACAAACAGCUUAUUGUCAAUGUUUAAGUUUAUGUCCUAAACCUCGAACAGCUGCAGAAGAAAAAGCUUUUGAAAAGAAUUGGAUUGCUGUUGAUGGAUUUGUAGAAAAUCCAAAGUAUCGUCGUCGUUUGGAAAUUUAUCAAACUCGGAUCGAUUGUAAUCCACUAGCAUUCGUUCGGCGACUGAUUGAAAAUCGAAAUAGUACACAUGUAUUGAGAAUGUCGCAUGUUGGUAGUAUUGUUCUCAAUUCAUUCAAACUUAUGUAA
Molecule: messenger RNA, 8235 nt
Organism: Rotaria sp. Silwood1
Lineage: Eukaryota; Metazoa; Rotifera; Eurotatoria; Philodinida; Philodinidae
Source: the annotation of a GenBank genome assembly